AUGUUACCCUCUGUGGCGCCUUUCCCGCCAGUUCAACCACACCACCACCUCAACCGAUAUCAUGAAACCGAAUCGCUUAAUGGAUCGUACGGCUUGGAUAAUUCAUUCGCAUCCACAAAUCCGCCCUAUGACUAUACCAACAGUAACUCGUUUCAAUCAGUACCCCGAACUCGACUACAAUAUCCUCACCCCGUCCAGCGGCCCGACAUUCGCGAUCCCACCAACCCGGCGGCGUUAACCUUAAACAACGUUGGAGAACAUGCGCUGAGAAGGAAGACUCCGAAUGGGACUCUUGCCGCUGGAUAUGAUGGUACACCGGGAGAUAUGACUAUCCAGCCGCCGGCGACUAAGCACAUAUUGGUUUCGCAGCUGGAACCAGGCCAGUUGAUCUCUCCCCAGACAGGCUUUCCGAUGGACUCCUGGCAACAGUCUUCUCUGGAUCAGUCGUCUGCGCAGCCAUUGAAUUUCCCGCCGGUGCAUAAGACUGACACAAAUCGACGGAACGUUGGCCGGGGAGACCUAGCACAGGGCGUCAACGGGAUCAGUUGGAUACGCUCUCUAAAUGCCGCACCUGGAAUGGACUCGGUGCUUAACCAGACGUUACCGAUGCAGCCGUCACAACAGCGAUUCUACUGGCACAACGGAGCGUAUGUGCCAACAGUGCUCCCGGCUACUUUGCAACCGUGCAUUGGACCUACAGCUUCUGCAGGCACUGGGCCCUAUGGACCAUACUGGCCAGAUGGCGCAUACAUUCCAUAUCGCCCGGCCGCGUUUCGGGAGCCCCGACUAAAUCCCCAAGGCCCUUUUGUCACUCCAAUCAACCACUCUGCCCCUCAGUACUUUGACGCAGGGCAACAACUUUUCAAUGCAGCCCUAAACCCUUCCAGUAACCUCGAAGUCGGCGAUUGGAGUCAGAAUUCUCUGGGUGUAUCCAACCGUGAGGGUCCAGUGAAGAAGAAUUUCCCGCCACGUCACUCAGAUCAAAAGACAUUUGACUCUCUGAAUAAUCAACGUGUUCUGCCGUUUCAUACGCGCCAGAACAACUCCGUCUCUGGUUUCGCGUCACGCCCUCCGUUGCACGAAGCUUCUGCGUCAUGGUCGGGUGCGCCUGGAAGCGGCGGGUACCAGUGUACUGGACAGCUUCCUGGUUCCCGCGAGGCCAAUGCCGAGUUCAAAGAAAAGGUAUUGUCCUGGGCUCAUGGUGUAUAUGUCGAUCUUCUUGCAUCUAUCCAUCGAGCACGGCGAAAUAGUGUUUCAAAUGCCACUCAGGAUGGUCACACUCAACGGGUAAUGAAGCCCAGUAUCUACCCCAAACCGCCGCGCCAGCCAGGCCUUGAUUUCUCCCAAACAAGUGCGCCCGAGUUCUCUCGACAUAAUAGCUAUCCCUCCAGCCACUCGUUGAAUGAGAAUACGACCGUUGUGAACGCGGCAUCAUCGCUAGAGUUAUUGUCACAUCUUUGUAUGGAAAGUGGCUGGGAAUGGAUUGAUGGAAUGCUCCUGGGGGGUUGCCUGGCGUAUGGUUUAGGCGAUUACCACAAGGCGAUGAGAUGGUAUUCCAGAAUCAUCGCGCGGGACUCAGCGCAUGUCGAAGCUAUUUCUAAUCUUGCAGCUACUCUUCUGGCCUUAGAUCGGCGAGAAGAGGCAUUGCAGCAUUGGCUCCGUGCGGUUAAGCUACGCCCAAGUUAUUUUGAAGCCGUUGAACAUCUCAUAGGCCUUCUGUGUAGCAGUCAACGCGGCAAGGAAGCAGUUAACAUUAUCGACUUUGUGCAGAACUCUCUACGACUGGCUAAGAACGGUGACUGUUUCAAAGCUGAUGAACAUGCGAGUGAACCCGAGAGCGACGCAGAAAGCCGUGUUUCCGGUGCGUCUGACGUGGGAUCAUACGAGAAGGCUACCUUUGAUUACGACGACGACUUUGGCAGGUCGGCCUUUGUUAGUCGUCAAUCCGGCGAAGGCGCUGCUGGGGGUUUUGGCUCAAGCGGCUACUCCGUUCCGGGCUGCGACAAUGGCCGGAUGUUGGCGCUUGUUCACGCUAAAGGAAACAUGCUUUAUGCCAUGGGUGACUAUGCGUCAGCAGCGGUAGCCUUUGAAGAUGCGAUUCUGAUAAGCGCGGGACGAAGGCGCUAUGGCAUCCAAGGAAUCAUUAAGCAUAUUUUCGCCGCAUUCUCUCAAGAAUCGCGCCCUGGAUAUAUAGGCGACCGCCACGAUCCCCAAGAGACUAUUUUGCUCUAUCCGGAUAAGGCUUUACAGACAUCAAAGUUGGUAUUUGGACCUUGUGGAACACCCCCUGGAAUCAAGUAUGUCCCUGAAGGGCUUGCGAGAAAAGCAGCGUUAUCCACCACAAGCAACUCGUUACUCUCGCUGGCAAAAAUUUACCAAGAUGGCAUGUCAACCGCUCCUGCCAAUGGUUCGUCCAGGUCUGCGCCUGGUGUCCGAGACAUACUCGCUCUUUAUUACCUGUCGCUUUCUCUGCAACCAAGUCCGUCCACAGCCAACAAUGUUGGCAUUCUGCUUGCCGGUAUCCACAACAAUGUGCCUAGGAAGGACGCUGCUCUCUCAAGCGGGGAUAUCCAGCAUCCAGACAUACCUGGUGUGAUUCCCGGCAGCGGAGUGUCUCUGGCCCUAGCUUAUUACAAUUAUGGAUUACAACUGGACGCGCGACAUGCGCAUCUUUACACAAAUCUGGGCAGUCUGCUGAAGGAUAUUGGUCAGCAGUUCAAUGUGACGGUAUACUUCGACAUUGCGUUAGCGAACCUUGCAAAUGCUGUCAAAGAUGCUGGACGAGUCAACGACGCUAUCACAUACUAUAAGCGUGCCGUGAAGGUGAACCCUGACUUUGCAGAGGCCGUAUGUGGGCUGGCUAACGCCCUCAACUCGGUAUGCAAUUGGGUGGGUCGAGGAGGCAUUGCCAAUGGUUUCGGCUUUCGAGAUCGUUGGCAUGUUGAUGACCAAGGUAUGCUUCGCGAUUCGUACGGCGUGGAGGCGGGUUCUGGAUGGAUCAAGCGCGUGGUUGAUAUUGUCGAUCGCCAACUAAAAGAAGGCGAGACCUGGGGUUGUGGCAUCUUGACGCCUAAUACGAUAGAACAAUUGUGCGCGCAGCUUCUCCCCAGCGCGGACAGCCGCCGCAGACCUGCGAGUGGGAACUUGGCUGCGUUGCUCAAAUCUUGGGCGGGACAGAAGUGGGAAGGUUCUCGCGUCGUCAAGCUCGUGGAACGUGUGAUUAGGUCCCUUACGUGGCACUGGUAUCAGGAUCGAUACGUCUAUGGUAGGGAGUAUCCCUCCUCAAAGUACCGAAGGCCGCAGCUGCCCCCUGGUCUUUCGGCUCCUAAUGCACCCACUGUACUUCCGUUCCACACCUUCACCUGCCCACUUUCUGCGAAACAGAUUCGACAGAUUUCCCAACGAAAUGGGCUUCGCAUCUCCUGUGCGGCUUUGCGAUCUCCCUGGCUCCCGUCCACAGUUUACCCCCCGCCGCCACCGCCAAAUCCGUACCUUAAGGUGGGAUAUGUGUCAUCUGACUUCAACAACCAUCCCCUUGCCCAUCUAAUGCAAUCUGUUUUUGGAUUGCACAAUCCUACCAAAGUCAAGGCGUACUGCUAUGCUACAACGGCCAGCGAUAAGUCAAUACACCGGCAACAAAUUGAGAAAGAGGCCCCCGUAUUCUAUGAUGCUAGCGGAUGGCCAGUUGAGCGACUCGUCAAGCAGAUAGUCGAUGAUGGUAUUCAUAUCUUGAUCAACCUCAAUGGCUACACGAGAGGCGCGCGUAAUGAAGUCUUUGCUGCGAGGCCGGCCCCGAUCCAUAUGUCUUUCAUGGGAUUCGCAGGUACACUGGGUGCGGAGUGGUGUGACUAUAUUCUUGCGGACGAGCUGUCGAUUCCUCCGGAGACGCUCUCACCUGGAACCCGCAAGACGAGGAUCGAGGACCGACAUCUGGAAGAAAACCACGGUGAGGAGGCCGAAAACUGGAUUUACGGCGAGAAGAUAGUCUUCACCCGAGAUACAUUUUUCUGCUGUGACCAUCGACAAAGCGCCCCUGAUGCGAGAGACUCGUACAUCACAUGGGAGCAGGAGCAAUCCAGACGCUGGCGGAUGCGCAAAGAGCUGUUUCCUACCCUUAGCGAUGACACCAUAAUUCUGGGCAACUUCAAUCAGCUUUAUAAGAUUGAGCCUACAACUUUCCGGACCUGGCUGCGGAUACUCGCUAGUAUUCCAAAUGCUGUGCUUUGGCUUCUCCGCUUUCCUGAUAUUGGCGAACAAAACCUCAGGGAGACGGCUGUGGCAUGGGCAGGUGAGGAGACGGCGUCUCGGAUUAUCUUCACCGAUGUUGCACCUAAGAAUACGCACAUUGCGCGGGCGAAGAUUCUGGACUUGUUCCUUGACACACCGGAGUGCAAUGCUCAUACGACAGCAACUGACGUCUUAUGGAGCGGCACUCCACUGUUAACCCUCCCACGCUACAAGUACAAGAUGUGUUCUCGAAUGGCAAGCAGUAUCCUCAGCAGCGCCCUACCGAAGACUGAGUCCGGGCAACAGGCCCGCGAGGAACUGAUCGCCCUCUCUGAUGAAGAUUACGAGAAGAAAGCGAUUCACCUGUGCUGCAGUUUAUUCUACGAGCCCGGAGGCGAAGGUCGAGCGAGAGGCAGGUUGUUUGAGCUCCGCAGAAUGCUAUUUGAAGGGCGACAGAGAAGCUCCCUUUUUGACACCAGCCGUUGGGUUCGUGAUCUGGAAGACGCCUAUCAGCGGGUGUGGAAUCAAUGGGUGAAUGGCGAAGAAGGUGAUAUAUGGUUGUGA
Messenger RNA from Aspergillus nidulans FGSC A4, 4791 nucleotides. RefSeq names its product UDP-N-acetylglucosaminyltransferase. Gene Ontology annotation, molecular function: protein O-acetylglucosaminyltransferase activity. Lineage: Eukaryota; Fungi; Ascomycota; Eurotiomycetes; Eurotiales; Aspergillaceae. The coding region runs from base 1 to 4791 and encodes 1596 amino acids. The transcript is spliced from 5 exons. The record is from RefSeq and is a predicted model, not a curated record.